CCUCUCCCUUGCGUCAGCGUUGGAAAGGGCGAGUGGACCGCGAACCGCGAUGAAACGAGCGCACGCUGUACGAGCUCCGAGGCUCCCUCCGGCGUGACCUGUAGCUGCAACCCGCGGAAGCACCAGGGCUGGUAACGUUUGGCGCUAGCAGGCAUUGUGGCAGGAUGCCUAUUCAUAGCGUGUGUAGCGUCAGCGCGUGAGGACGCCGAAGGAAGGGCCCCUCUAAAUAUAGGAGCCAGGAGCUUGGGGACCAUGCCAGUCCCAGGGCGGACUUGGCUACAGCGGCUUCGCGUCCCGGCGGACUGACCGCCCCGCCGCACGGAUGGACUGGAGUUCGCUGACCCUCCUGCCUAAUUGGCCGCCAUGUUGGACAUCAUCCGCAGCCUUAAGUCCUUGCUCAAGACUAGCCGGGUCCACAUCGAUAAUGAGGUCUUCCGGCUGCACUACACGGCGACCGUCAUCUUCCUGCUGGCCUUCUGCAUAGUUGUCACAACGAAACAGUUCGUCGGAGACCCCAUCGACUGCUCCAGGUCGGCAGAGGUGCCUCAGAGUGUCAUCAACACGUAUUGCUGGAUACAUGCCACGUACAGUGUCACCAGCCUCAUGAAGAAGGAUCGUGAUUCUGUGGUUUAUCCAGGUGUCGGUCCAGCACGCUCGAGCAGUUCUUUUAACCCAGAGGACCACAAGUACCAUCGCUAUUACCAAUGGGUUUGCUUCAUGCUUUUCUUUCAAGCGACUCUCUUUUACUUGCCUCGAUGGCUAUGGAAGUUUUGGGAGGGCGGCAAAAUUCAAGCCCUCAUGAUGGACCUAGAUGUUGGGAUGUGCGGUGAGACGGAGAAGAAACAGAAGAAGAAGAUUCUCGUGGAAUAUCUUGUCUCCAGUGCCAAAACGCAUGAUUGGUACGUUGCUCGUUACUUUCUCUGCGAGCUACUGGCCUUCGUCAAUGUCGUUGGCCAGAUGUUCCUCAUGGACAAGUUUUUUGACGGCGAGUUUCUCACGUACGGGCUCGACGUUAUUCGGUUCCUGGACCAAGACGACGAGGAUCGGAUAGACCCAAUGGUGCGUGUAUUCCCGCGGGUCACAAAGUGCCAGUUCUACAAGUUCGGACAGUCUGGUACAGUGGAAACACACGAUGCCAUCUGCAUCCUUCCCCUUAACAUCGUCAACGAGAAGAUCUACAUCUUCCUGUGGUUCUGGUUCAUCAUCCUCGCCAUAGUGACCGGGAUGGUGCUCUUGUUCCGUGUCAUCAUAACGGCGUGCCCGCCGGUGCGGGUCUACCUGCUCAACCUGCGUUUCCGCUUCGUGCAUCUAGACCACCUGCACACUGUAGUGAGGCGAGGAACACUCGGUGACUGGUUUCUCAUUUACAUGCUGGGCCAGAACGUAGAUUCCAUUAUUUUCAAGGAAGUGAUUGCGGAGAUGGCUAAACGCAUGACGACAGAACCCAAAGAGUCGUCCGCAUGACGACGUGGGUGCCGGCUAAGCCGGCCGCCUUACAGCACCCCAGUGCCUCCGCACCAGGACGUGUGAUCCGCUGGCGCAAUCCUCACGCGCGUCACAUGUUAGUCGCGGUCAGACUCGGCAGUAUAAGUUGUGUAUCUUCAUGUGUUAGAAGGGGCAGUCGACUUGAAUUCCAGCUGUGCCUGAUACUUCCAUCAGGAUUCCGGAGUACGUACAUAUGGCCACCGUUGCAUUUUGGAUUCAAGUUCCUACACCUUUCUGGUUCUAUGUAUUCCAGUGCGCUUCGGAACGUUUGAUGCAACGAUCUUCACGGUGUCUGUAAACGAUGUUUUGGUGCAGACUACAGCCACGUUGCCGACAGUCUUCGCUGGAUACUGAUUCGUGUGACUACACAUAUCUCUAGCUGUGUAUCUUUGCAGUGAUGGGUGGACACCCCCGUUGAAGACGUCACAUUUCUUUUUGCGGACCGUAAACACUGCUGUCCAUAAUGCAGUUGUCAAUUCAAUGGUACAUUUAGUUCUAAGGAUGAUCAAAAGUCGAAACCGCCAUUGUACGGAUAACAUAGAAAUCAUAGUUUCCCAAGUGACAACGAGGGAAAUGAUGAAGCAGACUGUAGAUUUUAUGAACACGCAGACUUUCACAUUGCUUCUUGUAUACUCCUGAAAGACACUCCGAUUAUGACGAACUAUAAUUCUGCACUGCCUGUCAGAUUUCAAACAUGUUAUUAGAUAUACAGCGAAAAGUGACGUGGCGGCAUGUGUAAAUUGUGUUCACUGAUGUGAUGCACGCCGAACAAUGCUGGGCACAUAAUGUCGCGGAUAAAGGAGCUGCAAGAGUGAUAGUAUCCGCAACCAUAGUUAAGAGCUUCCACAGUAACUAUAGCGCAAUAACAUAUCGUUAUCUAUCCCCGUUUCAAAGCAAGAGGUUUGAACUAUUCUGUGUUGUAACUGAUAGCUUGGAUAAUCGUUGAAAGGUUGAGAUUUCCCGUCGAACUUCGAAACUGGAAAAUAUUUCAGCAGAGAUAUAAGUAUUAAGCAGGUAUGACGUCGGAAUGGCUCGUACGCUCGAAAUUUUCGAACGCAAAUGUACUCGCACAUGGCCUUAUACAGGUGUGUGUAGUCGGGGCACGAUACAUAAUAGUAUUUCUCCCUUUCUCUCUUUUUUUUACCUCUUUUAUGUAUGGGAGCUACAGAAUGUAUUCUAGCCGAGAAACAUGUGCUCUAUAGUUAUUCAAAGUGUAUGCCAUAUCGGUAUCCUUGGCUGCAGUGGAACUUCUCUUAGUUGCAUGAAUAUGGAAGCUAUAUAAGGCGAGCGGCGGGUCCCUUUCUAUACAUCUAUCUAUCCAACCAACUUCCCUACGUAUACUUUUACAAUGAUGACCAAUACCGGAAGUGGACUGGAGCCAUUAACCACAGCCCGACUCGGGUAUGUCCAGGCAGAGUGGACAGUUACGCAAUAAUACAUCAAGAAAUAUUGCAACUCUCAUCCCCUACAUGCAGUCGCAUAAAGGAAAAGCUAGUGUAGUGGUCAUGUGUUACGUCAUACGGUGCAAAACUUUGGAAAUAUAGUGCUCGCGCGCCGCGUGGACAGCAUCUGCAAAGUUUUGCACCGCAGUGACGUAAUGUUUAACCGCAACACUAUUCUUUCUUGAUGUGACGGUAAUGCAUCAGCCUUAUUGCUAGAUGUGUAGACUGCAGGGUGCCCCAGCUGUGUAGACGCCGUGCUUCAGAUAACGAUUCAGCUCCAUUUCCGGUGUUGGUCAUCAUUGUAGAGGAAGUAACUUUAGUCCUGUUGGAGACUAAGUGCAUUGCCACAAACCGUUACUCCCUUUCAGGGCUAAAUGGGAUGGGACUUUACGAAAAGCUUAGGGAACAUUUGCAGUGCUAUAUCGGGAGAAGAUUUCGAAGUGACAGGAUUGAGGUGAGAAGUAAUUGCAACCUAGGGAACCAGAAGCUGUAAUUGCUUCCCAAGCUUUUUAUUAUUCUUUUCUUUGAUAUUACGAGUACAGGAGACCAGCAGCUCAUUGUAUCAUCUAUAUUCAUGUAACAUUGCGCAUGGCCGUUACAAAAAUAUCUAGUUUUCUGAUAUAUCCAAGAGGCACAUACAAUAUAACUGAACGGUGAACGUGUUUGUUCUUGUUCCUUGCCAUUUUUGCAUGGAAGCUGGAAAGCAACGCGGCACUCUGGAAUAACCAGUGGUAAGCCCAUAGAAAAAUUGAACGAACGAUGCCGUUGUGUUGUGUUUUAAACACCUCACGACAGCGGACACGUAAAACGUUUUACCGCAAAUAACAGCGAUAAUUACGCAGUAUACCGGGGCACUGCAUAAUGCUGCCUCAUCUUGUAGUCAAGUUAAAGCGCAACUACAUUUAUGCAUCCCUAUUUAGGGAUUUCUCGGAAUUUAUCCCUAAAUGCGGAAACGUGUAGGAUCGUAACUAUAACUUAAAGCGCUCUCCAACACCUAUAUGAUAGUAUUGUUAUACGGGCGCCUAUGGUGUAAUAUCGUUGUCUUAUAGGCGCCUGUUGCAUGCUGAAUAAGCGUGUACAUGUUGCUAAUAUUAACGCUGUUAAGAACAUUGUUGGAUAUUUGCGGAACAGUGGUGAAAAAGAAUGUUAGCGAAUGCAUAUAGUACCAGUGCCUGCCUUUCUUUGCUGGAAGUGUGCAUCUUUUCCUCUUCAUCACUGCCACCAUGAGGAUGAUCAUUUCGAUAAGUUGAUGAUAAGUAAGAUGAUCAUCAUCAUCAUGAUCAUUGAUCAUUGAUUAUCAUUUCGUGUUGUUCCACGAGCGGUAUUGUUCCAAGUAUUUUGGUACAUGCGCUCGCCGGGAUAAGGCAGUUUUAUUCACAGUACAGCGGUUUGUACAAAUUUGACAUCGACAGACGUCAAGCCUGUCUUGUGUUAAUUUAGAGCCGACGCAUGCCCCAGAGGGAGUAAAAUGAUACAACUAGUUUUGUAAUAAAACCUUUGUUUUCACACUUGA
This is a messenger RNA of Ornithodoros turicata, 4440 nucleotides long. RefSeq names its product innexin shaking-B-like. The coding region runs from base 364 to 1464 and encodes 366 amino acids. The record is from RefSeq and is a predicted model, not a curated record. The transcript has a single exon. Gene Ontology annotation, cellular component: plasma membrane; gap junction. Gene Ontology annotation, molecular function: gap junction channel activity. Lineage: Eukaryota; Metazoa; Arthropoda; Arachnida; Ixodida; Argasidae.